CUGGUACUUCCUCCCCAGACUUGGCUGGCUCCAGCCUGCAUCCAUCAUGCAUCCUACAAGCCUCUUCUGUGAGCUGCUGCUCUUCCUGCUCUCCCCAGGCCUUGUUGUGGGGGCUGCCCUCCAUGCAAUGCACUGUGCACCAUGCACUGAAGAGAAGCUUGCACUAUGCCCGCCAGUGCCUGCUGGGUGUCUCGAAACAGCGCAGCAGGCCGGCUGCAGCUGCUGCCACACGUGCGCCCUUCAGCUGGGGGAGUCUUGUGGAGUAUACACAGCACGCUGUGGCCAUGGGCUCAGCUGCCAGGUGCACCCAGGAGAAGGCCGCCCCCUCUAUGCUCUCACCCAUGGGCAAGGCACCUGCCAACCUACGGCCGACACAACAGAGACUUCAGAGUCUAUGGAACCUGAAGGCAUUCCCUCUGAAGAUGCUGAAAAUAAUGCCGAUCAAUUGUUCCACUAUCAGCUGAUGCUUCCUGAGGACCAAGACAAGUCUGUCCCUUGGAAUGAAAUCAGUGCCUCUGAAAGCAUGAAAACAAAGGAACUUGCUGAACUUAAGAAGUGGAAGGAACAGGGGCCAUGCAAAAGAGAACUCUACAGAGCACUAGAUAAGUUAACAAGAGCUCAACAGAGAACAGGAGGCGAGAUAUACCAUUUCUAUUUACCCAACUGUAAUAAGAAUGGAUUUUACCAUAGCAAGCAGUGUGAAAGUUCUCUUGAUGGAAAUCCUGCAAGAUGCUGGUGUGUCUACCCAAAAAAUGGGAAGAGAAUUCCUGGAUCUCUUGAAAUGAUAGGCGACCCUGAAUGUGAACAGUAUCUCAGCUCACAGGAAUAGGACCAAGCAUUUAACAAAUUUUGUACAAGUAUAUAUUGACUGUUUUGCAAGUAAAGUACCCAAUUGCAGAGCCAGGGAAACCAUCCAUCAACAACUCUUUAAGCAUGUGAUUGCUCAGAUACCUUAUCCAUGCAUUUACAUAUCAGGGAUGGAUGAACUGUCAAUUUUGGUUUCUCUCUGCUUCUCAUUUUUCUGAUCUUAAGCUCAGUUUCACCUGAGCUUUGAGUAUUUUUAUUUUUUAAAAGUUUGCAUGAAAAUCCAUAUGCAUUUUCAUGUACACUUUUCCUAAUACAUACAUUUCUGUAUGAAAUGUUGCCCAAUACACAUUUUUGCUGCCAUCAUCAGCAUCAGCAUCAUCAUCUUAUGUUAUUUCCCCUAAUUCAUGUGAAUGCAUUUUAAUUGGCAAACUCCACCAUAAAAUUUAGAGAACUCCAAGUUUUCAAGGAUAACUGAGUAUUGGCUCAUACAGAUGAUCAAAAAUGUGAAAUUCGUUAGGUUCACAUUAAAAUGCCACUUUUUAGCCUCCCCAGUAUUGUCCGGUUCAUAAGAAUGCUGAAUUAUUUAUUGUAUAUUUUUAUUUGGUUUGUCCGUGUUCUUAACUUAUAUAUCUAUAUUCUUCAACCAUUCAAAACUAUAUAUGUAAAUACUUAAUACUGUUUCUCUAAAAUAUGCACUUUUCUGUUUUCUAAAAGCAAAGUAUCUCAGUUAACACAAAAAUGUAUGGAGAAAAAUACUUGUUAGAAAUUAAUUUUGUAUCAUGUAUUUAUACCUUUAAGAAAUUAGUAUGACACAGACCAUAGUUUAAGUAUUUAUUUAAAACCCUUUUUAUUUGUAUAUCCUGUUAGUUUUGCACCUCCACUUUGCUUUAAAUGUCUGUGUCAAGGUGUUCUAAAUUUGCGGUGGGGGGGGUGACCUUCAUACACAUGCACUACCUUUGUAUUGUAGAACUGAAUAAAUAAUAGACUGUAAAGUAUAACAUUUAAUGGGUGUAAAUGUUCAUAAGUUGACUUGUCAUGUUAUUUAAGAUGAAAUAUUAAAUCAU
Messenger RNA from Varanus komodoensis (Komodo dragon), 1871 nucleotides. RefSeq names its product insulin like growth factor binding protein 1 (gene IGFBP1). Gene Ontology annotation, molecular function: insulin-like growth factor I binding; insulin-like growth factor II binding. Gene Ontology annotation, biological process: regulation of insulin-like growth factor receptor signaling pathway. Gene Ontology annotation, cellular component: extracellular region. The transcript has 4 exons. NCBI's taxonomy places the organism in Eukaryota, Metazoa, Chordata, Lepidosauria, Squamata, Varanidae. The record is from RefSeq and is a predicted model, not a curated record. The coding region runs from base 47 to 829 and encodes 260 amino acids.